AUGGAGACGGGCCUGCUGUGGUUCUGCAACUGGAGCACGCUGGCCGUGUGCGCGGCGCUCAAGCUGCCGCAGAUCUCCGCGCUGCUGGCGGCGCGCAGCGCGCGGGGCAUCAGCCUGCCGAGUUUACUUCUGGAGCUGGCCGGGUUCCUGGUGUUCCUCAGGUACCAGCAUUACUAUGGUUACCCGCUGCUGACAUACCUAGAGUACCCUAUUCUCAUCGCACAAGACAUUCUCCUCCUGCUCUGUGUCUUUCACUACAAUGGGGACGUGAAGCAGGCGGCCCCCUACCUGGCUGUAUUUUCGGCCUCCUGGUUCGUCCUCACACUGCAGAAGUGGAUCAUAGAUCUGGCCAUGAAUUUGUGCACCUUCAUCAGUGCGGCCAGUAAGUUUGCCCAGCUCCAGCACCUGUGGAAGACCAAGGACUCCGGAGCCGUGAGCGCUCUGACGUGGAGCCUCUCUGCCUACACCUGUGCGACGAGAAUAGCAACAACUUUAAUGACCACCGGUGACCUUACAAUCCUGGUACGGUUUGCGGUCAUGCUGGCUUUCAACGUGUGGGUGACAGCUACAGUGCUUCGUUACCGCAAGUCCACCGUCAAGGCAGAGUGAUGGGGACCUGCUGCUGCUGCUGCUGCUGCACACACGAGGGGCUCCCAACAGCUGGACCAGAGGGAAAGCAGCUCCUCACCGAGCCCAGGCCUUGAAUGAAUUCAGUCAAUCGGAGAAAUGUAGAAGCUGCUCCCCGUCUCUUUCCUCUCCCUGACUGCCCUCCCCCUGCCCCCCGCCAGUCAUUAGACUCAGAAACCUGCAGCUUGUUUGUUGUUUGUUUGGAAGGAGAGCACUGAGGCAGCAGGUGCGGACUCGGAAGAGGGCCCCAAGCCUGUGGGUUUCAGAAGGAUGGUAACAGACGACGUCCUUCUGAAGUCAGCUUUGGCUCCCUCUAGAUUGCUCACCAGGAGCCUGGGGGCGGGGGUACACAUUAGGUGGCCAGUGGCAAGUCUGCAAACCCACAGGGGCAGUGCUACCCUGUCCCCUAAGGUCGCCGCGAGUCAGCAUCCACGCGAGGGCAGCAAGUUGGCUUUUUGUAAAAGAACCACUCCUUGGACUUCUGCGUUUCUAGACCCUCCAAAAAGAAUUCCCCGCUACAACACAUUCGAGCACACCCGGAGAGGGGCUGUGUUCAGACGGAGACCUGUACAUUACUGUACAUGGCAUGUCUGGUACUGAAGUCUCCCCGCUGUAGACGCCGCGGGAUGGGUUGAUCCUGUGUCGGAAUACAGAGUCGGAAGGUGAGUCAGAAAGUCUUGCUCCUGGGCUUCCAGGUCAGACACGCUCAGGUCGGUUCCAAAGCAGACGUGUUCCGCCAUGCCUCUGCUGUCGUGGGUGGCUGCAGAAAGAUGCUCUCGGCGAUACGGUGUCUCAGUCUCGUUUGGAUGCCUCCAGAGAAGAACAAAGGUGCAAACCAACCCGCAGCUUCCCAGGGCAUCCGCUGGCCACUUCAUUGCCGGGCCGAGAGGCCAGCUCUGAAGGCCGUUGGAGCAGUUUCUUGAGAUUGUAAAGGAGCCGUCUUGAUAGCCUCCCUCAAGGGACACAGGACAAUCAUGAACACUUAGUAAGUUUUAGGAAAAUGGAAAAUUGCAUUGUUGGCACACACAGACAUGCAAAAAAAAAAGCCCAGAGCAUGGCACGAAGGACCCCUUUUUCACAUGACAGUACACCCACCCCUCCCCUCAAGGGUCAGAGUGCCCGUCCUCAGAAAACAUCACUGGGAACCUGAACCGUUCUCCCUAGAGCCGACCUGGCCCCUCGAGGCGGCUUUUUCUCCAAAACGCAAAGAACCCUGUAAAGGGGCAAGAUGCCCAUGCUGCGGCUUGGCACAGGCUGUGGGGGUGCCUGUUUCUUUGGAGAAAGGCCCAUUCGCUGCCUUCACAUCAGAGCCCGUUCCCAGUGGCCCCAGAGGACAGGGAAGAACGGCCCCUGGGGCUUUCUGAGACUUUGCAGCUGUCGGGGAGCAGACUGUUAACUUCCCGCUUUGGAAAAGUGUGUGGAGACGGGAACACACCUUUCGAUCUUGCACACACCCAGGUGGAGGGCAUGUGGAGCAGCAACAGCAUCGCAUUAGGGGUUUCUAUGCAGUGGAAGUUUUCCGUGCUUCGGGUGCAAUGCUUUCUGGCAGGGCUUCUGCCACAUCCCAAGCUUAUCGCCAGGGUAUCAAAGCGAGCAUAAAUGCAAUUGCCUUGAGUUUGUAUCUGCACCGUCUCUCACUUCACACUUUGCCUGUGUGUAAUUGCCUGAAGAAGCUACUGUCCACGGUACUGCAUACUUAAGCAGCAGCCCAGCAAACAUGCUGCUUCAAGCUGAGUGCAGUCAUUGUCAAGGGUCACACAUACAUGACAAUCAUUAUUGGGAUCUGGUACAAAAUACCACCAACCUCUAUUAGCUGUUCUCUUUGAAAAUACAUACAGUAAAAGGUAUUGCUAGGUCCUGCUGAAUUCUUACGUAUUCUAGGAUCGUUGUCCUAUCAAAUUCUAAAUAUUAAUUCAGGUUAAGCUUUUUGUACUCCUCAUUUUCCUCUAAAGCUCAAUAAUCCUAACAUUUCAACAUGUAUUUUCUCCUUGUACCUGUCACGAUUCUGUAUAGACAAUCAAUAAUGGUUAGUGUCCUGGGUAAAAUAAAUGUUCACAUCUUGAA
This is a messenger RNA of Echinops telfairi (small Madagascar hedgehog), 2691 nucleotides long. It is a transcript of the gene SLC66A3, whose product is annotated as solute carrier family 66 member 3. Bases 1 to 609 code for a protein of 202 amino acids. The transcript has 7 exons. The record is from RefSeq and is a predicted model, not a curated record. NCBI's taxonomy places the organism in Eukaryota, Metazoa, Chordata, Mammalia, Afrosoricida, Tenrecidae.